Molecule: messenger RNA, 3117 nt
Organism: Triplophysa dalaica
Lineage: Eukaryota; Metazoa; Chordata; Actinopteri; Cypriniformes; Nemacheilidae
Gene: sytl1
Product: synaptotagmin-like 1
Exons: 15
Coding region: 269-1897 (542 amino acids)
Biological process (GO): exocytosis; intracellular protein transport
Cellular component (GO): plasma membrane; exocytic vesicle
Molecular function (GO): neurexin family protein binding; small GTPase binding
Source: RefSeq, a predicted model, not a curated record
GUGCUUAUACACUCCCUCUCUAGAACAGAGAAUAGAGAGAGAGAGAUAGGGAGAGAGAGAGAGAGAGAGAGAGAGAGAGAGUUGCUGUAGUGUCUGAAUCCGGUUCGUGUUUUGCUGUGUGCUCGAGGGCGUUCGUGAGGGUGUCAGUCGUGCCAAAUCCUGGGAGAGUGUGGAGAGACAAGCGACUACUAAAGUUAAGCGACGAUAAUGGAUGACCCAGAAGACAUGAGAUGAGACAAAGGUGUGAUCUGUGUGAGAUGCGCCUGUGAUGGAAGGGGAACAUUUACUGGAUCUGGGUCACCUAACCGAGGUGGAGCAAACUAUUAUUCUCAAUGUGCUGCUGAGAGAUUCUGAACUGCGCAGCAAAGAUGAAAGCAGAAUGCGUACACUACAGCAAACUGAGUCAGACCCAGUCCGUCUGCGUACACUCUCAGGGGCGUGGUUCAAUGAGCAGCGCUCAAAACGAUAUCAGAAGGGAGGUGCUGAUGUUGUGAAUGCCUCUAUACGCCGUAAGAAACGUGAAAAAGAUGUACCUCUGAUGGCAAUAUUUGAUAGAGGUAUUACCCCCUCUGCUCAAUUACCUGAGCAGCAAGAAGAACCAAUAAGAACAGAGGAAGAAGGGAAGGAAAAUAUAAGUGUCGCAGAACAUGGCACGAGUCAGGAAGAAAAAGAAAGACAAAAGGAAGAUGAGGAAAGUCCCAUUCACAGAGUUCCUCCUGAACCCCUACCCAGGACAAAACUCAAAAUCGCCAAGAAAAUAGAAAUGAAUGGCGUUUCAAGUGUUGAAGGAAGUAUUGUGCAGUCAGAGGAUACGGACAGCAGAACUCUGUCUAGCGCAUCACCAUCAAUGAAGGUCGACUCGGAGGGAGACAUUAACUCCGGCAGUACUGAACUCGAUAACACUAGAUUCGACUCAGUCACCAGCUUGAGCUCCCAUCAAAUGAUGAAUGGCAGCUUGAUGAGCCUGUACAGCGUGGGGGAUUUCGGGGAUGUUGUAGUGUCAGGACGGAUCCAGUUCUCGCUGAAGUAUGAUUUCAAGAGGGAGGAGCUUCAUGUCCAUAUAAUGCGCUGUCAAGAUCUUGCGCCGGCCCGCAAAAAACAUUCAGACCCGUAUGUAAAAGUUUACCUACUCCCUGACAACACAUCUCACAGUAAGAGAAAAACAUCAGUGAAGAGAAAAACAUUAAAUCCAAUCUAUGAUGAAACCAUGAAAUACAAUGUCCGCAGGCUGGAUCUUCAAGCUCGUGUGCUGAGUAUUUCAGUCUGGCACACGGAGAGGAUGAGAAGAAACCUCUUCCUGGGUGAGGUGGAAGUGAGGCUGGGCCAGUGGGACUGGAGCCAGAUCCAACCAGCCUGGUACACCCUCCAACCAAGAAUUCAAAUAAGUCCAGACGCCAUUAUGAGUCGAGGGACCAUUCUCUUCUCGGUUAAGUUUAUACCUUCUGGAUCCGAGGGAGAUGGCUACCCAUUGACUGGUGAGCUCCACAUUUGGUUGAGAGAGAUCGUCGGUCUCCUUCCUACAAAACGUUGUGCGCCCAUUACAUAUGUGAAAAGUGUGGUAUUGCCAGAUGAAAGUGGUGUCAGUGGGCAACAGACUCGUGUGGUACGAGGGUCCGUUAACCCACAGUUCAACCACACCAUGGUUUAUGAUGGGUUUCAGUCCAGUGACCUCUUUCAGGCAUGUGCAGAAAUAAUGGUCUGGAGCUCACAGCCAUCUACCUGUCUUGGUGGAGUACGACUCAGUACUGGCUCAGGUGUGAGUUACGGUCAGUCUGUUUGUUGGAUGGACUCUACUGAGGAAGAAAUCAACGUAUGGUUGAAUAUUAUUCAGAGUCCCAACAGCUGGGUUGAAUCGAGUCUGCCAAUCAGGACCAAUUUACAGCUGUGCUCUGAGUAAAGUGUGUUUAACAUGUGCAUAUUUGACCUGUGACAUUGUUGUGUAACAAUCAGAGUAAUUAAUCAUUUCUACUGACAGAUGAGAAACCCAGAGCAGUUACAUCUUUACUAGAAAACUCAUUCUUUUAACAAAACGAAAGUAGACAUAGUAAAGUAGAGGGUGUUGAGUUUAAAACAACGAAAUAUUUUGUACAAGUGGAUUUGUUUAAAACUGACCUUCAUACAUUUCAUUGGGUAUUUCAGUGCUGGUGAAUAAUAGUGACAAAUUGAUUGUGUUGUUGGGGUGUCCGAGAGUUUCUUUGUACACUGUCAUAAAAAUCUUAAUAGAAAUAGAAUGAGGAUUUUUUUAUAGUUUACUCAAAAUGUACUGUAUGACUUUCUUCCACAGAACACAAAAGAAAAUAUUUUGAAGAAUGUUGUUAAUUGAAUAUCCAUACAAUAGAAGUGAAUGGUGGCCAGUGUUGUUCGGUUACCGACUUUCGUCCAAAUAAUUUAUUUUGUGUUCUGCAGAAGAAAGAUAGUCAUAAAGGUUUGAAGUGACAAGAGGGCGAGUAAAUAAUGACAGAACUAGUGAACCUUCACUUUAAACAGGUUAGAACUGGUUCAUUUUUUUGUCAUACCGGGUCUUCAUACCGGGUUGUCUCUCUUUCUUAACAUGAUUUUGCAAAAUGAUGAUUUACACUUAACUUUGUGUUUUGUAGCUGGUCUUGUUUUGUAACAGCGCUCUGGGUGACAUUGCUGGCCAAGCCCCACACGUAAACAAUACAGAAUAAAACUUAUAUAAUAAAAUACCACUUAAUUAAUAAAUACACAGAGUAUUUUUACAAGAAACUGCUACGUAUUAAAUGUUGAUGUUGUCAAAUUUUUGUGCUGUCAGACUUUUCAAUAAACACUGAAUUAUCCAUAAAUAUUGCCAUAAAUAUCUUAGUACAAAUUUUUACUUCAAUAUUAAAGAUAUAUAAAAAGGUUAAACAAGUAACAACAUGUCAGAUAAUUAUGGCAAAUCGUGCAGGUCAUCUCAAGUUGCAAACAUUUCUGCAAUGUUACUACUGAGCUCUCAUUUCACAACACUUUCUUGACGAACGAUCUUUUCUUUGCGCGCGCGCUAUUGUUAACAUAUCUGCCUAUAUUUAUUAAAGCUACUUAAAAAAAACUCUUUGUUCUAGUUAAAAUGAAGCAUAAAUCUCUUUAGAUUGCAGUUUUAAAUACCACAAUAAAGGA